This is a messenger RNA of Epinephelus fuscoguttatus (brown-marbled grouper), 5071 nucleotides long. RefSeq names its product prolyl endopeptidase-like. Gene Ontology annotation, cellular component: cytosol. Gene Ontology annotation, molecular function: serine-type endopeptidase activity; oligopeptidase activity. NCBI's taxonomy places the organism in Eukaryota, Metazoa, Chordata, Actinopteri, Perciformes, Serranidae. The record is from RefSeq and is a predicted model, not a curated record. The transcript has 15 exons. Gene Ontology annotation, biological process: proteolysis. The coding region runs from base 178 to 2307 and encodes 709 amino acids.
GGCUGGAACAAACGUGUGCGUACGUGUGCAAAAAAAGAAGCUUUCACUUUCACUUCAGUCGCCAUUGAUUCGGCGGAGAGGCUGCAUUCAAAACAAUAAAAAAAUAGGAAUAAGUAAACAAAGUAGCAGCAGUGAAGCGACUCAGGAAAACAGAGGAACACUUUAGGAAACUCCACCAUGUCUUUUAAGUACCCGGCUGCCCGCAGAGAUGAGAGUAAGGUGGAUGACUACCAUGGAACAAAGAUCUGCGAUCCCUACGCAUGGCUGGAAGACCCUGAUGGUGCAGAAACAAUGGCCUUUGUUGAGGAGCAGAACAAAUUGACCAUGCCAUACCUGGAGCAGUGUGCUGUGCGGGCUCAAUUCCACCAGCGUCUUACCGAGCUCUAUGACUAUCCCAAAUAUAGCUGCCCUUACAAAAGAGGGAAGAGGUAUUUCUACUUUCACAACAAAGGUCUCCAGAACCAGGAUGUGCUGUAUGUGCAGGACUCAUUGGAUGGAGAGGCCACCGUAUUCUUUGACCCAAAUAAACUCUCUGAAGAUGGCACGGUGGCACUGAAGAUGGGCCGUCUGUCAGAGGAGUGUGAAUAUUUUGCGUAUGGUUUGAGCAGCAGUGGGUCAGACUGGGUAACGGUUAGUUUCAUGAAAGCUGAUGACCUCACCCAACUGCCUGAUGUACUGGAGAGGGUUAAGUUCAGCUGCCUGGCCUGGACCCAUGAUGCCAAGGGGAUCUUCUACAACUGUUACCCACCCCAGGAAGGCAAAACUGACGGCACAGAGACCACCAGUAACAUCAAUCAGAAGCUCUACUACCACAUCAUCGGCACCAAACAGUCAGAAGACGUUCUGGUUGCAGAGUUCCCCGAACAUCCUAAGUGGCACAGUUCAGUAACCAUAUCAGAUGAUGGCAGAUAUGCUGUUAUGUCCAUCACUGAAGGCUGCGAACCCGUCAACCAGCUGUGGUACUGUGACCUUCAGCAGCUCCCCGAUGGCAUCACAGGCCUGCUGCCAUGGGUCAAACUCGUUGACAACUUUGAAGCCCAGUACUCAUAUGUCACCAAUGAGGGAACUGUAUUCACGUUCCAGUCCAACUUGGACGCUCCUCGGUACUGUCUCAUCAACAUAGACAUCCAGAAACCAGACAAGGAGAACUGGACUACUCUCAUCCCACAGCAUGACAAGGACGUCCUGGGCUCUGUCUCCUGUGUGAACCAGCACCACCUGCUGGUCAACUAUGUUCAUGACGUGAGGGACACCCUGCAGGUGUAUGAGCUUUCUACAGGCCAACUGGUCAGGGACCUGCCGCUGGAUGUUGGCACUGUGGCAGGAGUGAGCUGCAAGAAGAAACACUCUGACUUCUUCUACAAGUUCACCUCCUUCACUACACCUGGUAUCAUUUACCACUGUGAUUUGAGCGAGCCCAACCCAGAGCCCAAAGUGUUCAGGGAGGUGGAGGUCAAAGGCAUCAAGCAAGAGGACUAUGAGACCAAACAGGUGUUUUAUCCCAGUAAAGAUGGAACGAAGAUCCCAAUGUUCUUAGUUCAUGCAAAGGGCCUAAAGACGGAUGGGACUCAUCCUGUCUUCCUUUACGGCUACGGAGGCUUUGAGGCUUCCAUACAACCAUACUACAAUGUUGCCUACCUGCUGUAUGUGAGACACCUGGGAGGCAUCCUGGCAGUGGCCAACAUCAGAGGGGGUGGAGAGUACGGUCUCACCUGGCACAAAGGUGGAACAUUAGGCAACAAGCAGAAUUGCUUUGAUGACUUCCAGUGUGCAGCAGAGUAUCUGAUCCAGGAGAAGUAUACCACAGCCAGCCGCAUCGCCAUCAACGGCGCUUCUAAUGGAGGGCUGCUAGUGGCUGCAUGUGUGAACCAGCGUCCAGACCUGUUCGGCUGUGCUGUGGCAGAGGUGGGGGUGAUGGAUAUGCUGAAGUUCCACAAAUUCACCAUCGGCCACGCCUGGACCACCGAUUAUGGCUGUGCUGACGACCCGGAGCAGUUCAAGUGGCUCAUCAAGUAUUCUCCUCUCCAUAAUCUCCCUCAGCCACCAUACUCCGGGCCUUCCUACCCUGCCAUCCUGCUUCUGACAGCAGAUCAUGAUGAUCGCGUGGUGCCUCUCCACACCCUGAAGUAUUGCGCUGCUUUGCAGCAUGGAGUGGGCAGCAGCCCCGUGCAGCGUCAGCCUCUGAUGGUAAGGGUAGACACCCGCAGUGGGCAUGGUGCAGGGAAACCCACCGCCAAGGCCAUCUUGGAGGACGCGCACAUCUUCUCCUUCAUCGCUGAGACACUUGGGCUCAGCUGGAAGGACUGAAGAGAUAAAGAUGUUAUGUAAAGGAUAUACGCAGUAAGGGAGGCUUUUUAAGAAAACACAGAUUUACAUUUUUGUAACACACUGGUACAGCGGUAAUGAUUAGGGAAACUGUAAGAAAAGUAAGAACAAUUGAGAUAAUAACUAUAUUUUAAUGCAUACUUUAAGUUUGGACUUGAAAUUUAACUUUGAACUAAAGUAUUUUAAUAAAAUCUAAAAAAAAAAAAAAAAAUGUUCAAUGAUUGCUGUCUAAUGUGUUACAGUCCAUAGUGUCCUAAUUGUAAUUCUGUUCUAAACUAGAUUAAAUUAGAUCUGAAAUGUUCCGAAUCAUUCAAAGAAGAAGUAUUUAAAAGAAUUUAAAUGAGUAAAAGAAAUAAUACUUGAGUGUCAAAAUUAUUUUUUAAAGUAAAAUCAUAACAAAUGUACCCUUUUUUACCUUUUACUCUCAUCAGAAUGUGCCUUGCAAAGGCAACAAUGCCACGCUGAUCAUGGGUUUUAACAUGUUUUGGAGGCUUUGGAUGUCAAUGUACUGCACCAUCCUCUGUUUGAAUCUUUCCUUUUUCUCCCAAGUUGCUUAUCAGAACAAAUACUUUUGGAAGAAAAAAAAAAAAUAAAUAAAAAUUAAUAAAAACAAAACAAACAAAAAAAAAAGUAUGAUCAAAAUGUCCCCUUUUAGAGUGUUAGUCAAUAUACUCAUUAUACAUUGUUAUUACUAAUACACAAUACACUCAUUUACUUCCUUGACAAAAGUUAAAGAAAAAGAUCAAGGCCACUCUCAUCUGUAGAUCAAAUAUGAAACUACAGCCAGCAAGUGAUUAGUUAGACUGGAAUGGGGCAAACAGAGUCUGGCUCUGUUUGAAUGUUACAAAAUCAACUUAGCGGCACCACUAAAACUCAUUUAUUGUAAAUUAUAUGAAUAAUUAAUCAGUACCAAAAAAACCCCAAACAAAAUUAACUGUCAGUUAUGUUCCGGCCAAAAAAAAAAGUCACCACAAAACUGCCUGUAAAACCACGAUUUGUUGAACUCUUCCUUUAAAACUUUACAACAUGGUCAUAUGUUUUGUGUGUACAAUCUUUAUCUGCAGAGUAACUAAAGCUGCCAGCUAAAUUAGUAGGAGCAGAAAGUAUAAUUCUGUCCUCUGAAAUAAAGUAUCAUGAAAUUAAAAAUGUUAAAUUAAGUAAGAGUUACAUAUCACAGAAGUGUAAUUGAUGAAGUUUACCUGCUUAUUUAUCUUAUUUAUUUUUUGUCAGGGACAGUGUGCAUUGAUCAGUAAAUAAGUGAAAGAAUAGAAACAACAAAGAAACACACAACACUAGAAUUAGCACCUGAGAAAGCAAAAAUGUUACUGUUAUAAAAUAAUAGGAUAAAGCGCUGAAAGAAAUAAGGCAGCAUCAUGCAAAGUAUGACAUUCUAAAAGCCGGCAAUAAUACAAAACAUGUUAGGCAGACAAUCUUUACAAGUGGUUAAAAGUUUUAGUUUAGUUUAGUUAUGUGCAAAGGACCAAUAAGAGUGCUUUACACCUUUCUUCAGAGCACGAGUCAUUUCUAUAGGAUGCAGUUCUCACAUAUACCACCUAGUGGCAGUAUGGGACUACAAAAUGUACCCUACAAGCCUGACCCUCUACUAACACCUCAAGGUCAAAGGCUGGGUGUCAGUUUAGUGUCAUUCUGUUUGGCUGCUUCAUUCAGGGGGAUUUUAGGGGAAAAACACAAACAGCAGAUGCACUUUGCUAAACCCUGAAUAUUAUCUGUCUGCCUGCUGGGUGGUGGGGAGGAUCACAACACUGGCACAUAGAGACCAGUAGGAUACAGCUGUAUAACACAACAGAAAUAGAACACAGAAAGAAUAGGGACUUAUAUAAGGGGGGGGCAGGACUUGUACUUGUGAAGGAAGAUGUAGGUGUAGUGAGACAGAUGAAAGAGAAAGAUCUGAGGAGAUCUUAAAAGUAUGCACAGAGCAGUCAAAAGAGAUGGAGAAUGAUGAUAGACGGUAGCUAUAUGGCAAGACAGCGAGAGGCAACAAGCAGACAAGUGGAGAGAGACUGAAAGUGCCCUUAUGGAGAGUCUCAGGAGGCACCCAGACAGACGGGUGUUUUAACUGUCAAAAAAAAAAAAAAAAAAAGACAGAGAGAAACUCCGCCAGCCUCCAUUCUGCCAACCACAGAGAGUGAGAGAAGUUGUCCGUUCGGUCACUCAGAGUUUAAUCUCUGCUCAGUGGGAAGUUCUGAUUUCGUCAGUCUGAACCCCGGGCCUUAUCUAAGUACCCUCUCAGUGGAUAGAUAGGAUGGGAAAAGGAGAGAAGGCUGCAGGAGGAGGAUUUGCAGACAAUGACUCUUUGCCACAGGGGCAAAGUGGUUGAAUGAAGCAGAGAAAGACAAAGCCAGUAAUAAGCUGGACAUAUGAGAGACAGAGAGGUUUAAGACCAUGCAGCGAAAAGACUGUGACGCUCUUCUCCCAGGAGUGUCCCAGAGGAUUGAGCAGGCUUUUGCUGCUUCAUUUCCUUCAUUCACCCCCCCGUCACCUCUUGAGCUCACCCUUCCUUCUCUUCUCGCUGUACACACAAGCACACGCAGCCUUUGCAGCUCUUUUUUCCCUCUGGAGAAACACAAGCUUUUACCUACAAAAGCCUCACCGUCUCACACUCGCAGGUCCCCAUCCUGUCCUCCGUUUGUUUACUUUACUCCCUCCAUAAUGCAGGGAUUAAUUUCUCAAAGCCGAUUUGAGCUGCGGCACGCUUCGGCAAAGAGUGGAGAGCAGAACUUUUGUG